AUGGGCUCGGGCAGUGCGGAGGUUUACAAAAGCGAUAUAAUCCAGGGAUCCCCGACAGUACCAGUGGCAGAACCCUGGCGAGAAUUAUUGCUUCUACCCUGUGUAUCACUUCGUUCAGCACCUCCAAAUACAAUGCUCGCCAAUAUCGCCGAAGUUGUGGGGAAGACUUUUGACUUUAUAGUCAUCGGUGGUGGUACUGCUGGUCUUGUGUUGGCUAAUCGUUUGUCGGAGGACCCAUCUCUCUCUGUCCUUGUCUUAGAGGCCGGGGAAGCCAAUCUAGAUGAUCCAACCAUUUUGCUCGCCGGUAUUGCCAACAGAACAAACUUGGAGAACAACCCUAGAUAUGACUGGCGAUUCCACACUGUUGAUCAAGUUCAUUCGAAUAAUCGGUCUUUCCUGUGGUCACGGGGCAAGGUCCUUGGCGGUAGUUCUGCAAUCAAUGCAUAUUUCUGGCAUAUGCCUGCCAGAGAAUAUCUUCAAGUGUUCGAGCGACUAGGAAUUACGGGAUGGAACUGGGAGACAACCGCGAAGUAUCUGAAGAAGGUUGAGAGAUUCGUCCAGCCCGAUCAUGACCUCGAUGUGUUGACCUUCGACAUGGCUCACCGGGGAGACUCAGGCGCUGUGGUAACCACUUUCCCGAAGAUUAUCUCUAACCUCGAGAGACCUAUGAUUGAGGCGUUGAAAUUGUUGGGUAUCCCGCAUACCACCGAUUCUAUGUCUGGUUUCUCAACUGGGUCAAAUUCCGUAGCUCUGACGAUACAACCGGACACUAAUCAACGGGCCUAUUCAGGCAAUAUGUAUUAUGCCCCCGCUGCGUCUCGGGAGAAUCUCAAGGUGCUUGUGGCAGCACACGCUACCGAGAUAACAACGCAUGUCACCGGUGAUGGCACUACAACCGCUAUCGGCGUGAAAUUCAUUCAUGACGGCAUUCCUCAUGAGGUGAAGUGCUCGAACGAGGUUUGUCUCUGUGCAGGGGCUAUCAUGUCUCCUCAGAUACUUGAAUUAUCGGGGAUUGGAGACCAUGACGUGCUCACGAAGGCAGGUGUCGAGGUGAAGGUAGAGUUGCCUGGUGUUGGCUCGAACGUGCAAGAACAUCUCCAUGGUGGAAUAGUUUACGAGUUGGAUAAGUUUUCCUAUGGCGGAAAGACCUUCCAAACACUGGACCCCCUUUACGAUCCGCAAGAGAUUGCAAAACAGCUUAUGCUAAAUGCUGAAGGAAGGAGUCUUCUCAACCUGUGUCCCGUCAGUCUCACCUUCGUACCUAUCGACGCUGUGUGCCCGGAUACGGCGACCGUACAGGAAACUCAUUUGCAGAAGAUCCGCUCUGGGAUUGAGGCCGACGUAUACCCCGAAGGUCUCAAAAAGCAGUAUCAGGUCCAGCUUGACCUUCUGGAGCGGAAGGUACCGGAUCUCGAGAUUAUACUUGGCCCUGGUUCAUUGGUACAGUUCCCCGUUCCCGAUCCCAAGAAGAAGCAUAUCUCGUUUGUCUAUGGUUUAAACGCACCGUUCUCCCGAGGCACUAUUCAUAUCGGCUCGAAGGAUCCCCUGACUCCGCCAGUGAUGGACCCUCAUGUCUUUGAGGAGUCUUACGAUCUCAUCACCAUUGUUGAACUUGUUAAGUUCUUCAGACGAUUGACAAAAACAGAGCCGUUCAAGACAAUCGUGAAAGAAACGGAGGUUUAUCCUAGUCCCGAAGUCGAGACGGACGAGCAGCUGGCUGACUGGAUAAGAGACACCGUCAAUACCACAUUCCACAGCGCGGGUUCAUGCUCAAUGUUGCCUGAGGAAGACGGAGGAGUCGUCGACUCGCGCCUCAAGGUCUAUCAUACCACGAACAUACGCGUCGUCGACCUGUCUGUCCUUCCUCUGCACAUUGGGGGACAUCCUCAAGCUCUGGUGUACGCAAUUGCAGAACAAGCCGCGGAUAUCAUUAAAGGCAAGAUCUGA
This is a messenger RNA of Sparassis crispa, 1947 nucleotides long. RefSeq names its product Dehydrogenase citC. Bases 1 to 1947 code for a protein of 648 amino acids. Gene Ontology annotation, molecular function: flavin adenine dinucleotide binding; oxidoreductase activity, acting on CH-OH group of donors. Lineage: Eukaryota; Fungi; Basidiomycota; Agaricomycetes; Polyporales; Sparassidaceae. The record is from RefSeq and is a predicted model, not a curated record. The transcript is spliced from 27 exons.